Molecule: messenger RNA, 684 nt
Organism: Schistosoma margrebowiei
Lineage: Eukaryota; Metazoa; Platyhelminthes; Trematoda; Strigeidida; Schistosomatidae
Source: the annotation of a GenBank genome assembly
AUGAAUUCACAUGAAUACAAGAGUGAUUGCAUAAUUUUUGAUGAUAGUUAUGAAGGAUAUUCAGCGAAGAAUUUCACUUUACCAGAAAUCUAUGAAAAACAUAUUUCAAACAUUUUAAUUCCGGGUGGAAUGGUUCGAAGUCGUUUGGAAAGAAUGUCUAUUGAUAUACUGGAUGAUUAUGAGAAAUCUGGUGUACAAUCUGUCUACGUGAUUUGUAUAUUGAAAGGAGGCUUCAGAUUCGCUUCCGAAAUAUGGAAAACGUUACAAAAGUAUUCAUUUACACGUGAAAAUUACAUAAGAGUUAGUAUCGACUUCGUCGCUGCAAGUACAUACGUUGAUGAUUCCGUAGGUCAUGAUACCAAAAUCACUCCGUGUACAAAUAUGGAGAAGUUCAGAGAUAAGGACGUACUCAUUGUGGAAGAUAUGGUUGACACUGGCACAAGUUUAAACGAACUGGAGAGAUUUGUGAAGAAAUACGAACCGAAAUCUGUUCGUUCAGCAUGUUUUUCUAGUAAAAAACAAACAAUAACUUUUCCUGGAUAUAAACCAACCUAUGUUGGCUUCGAAGUACCGAAUGUAUUCAUAGUUGGUUAUGGUAUCGACUACAACGAUCGCUUCCGUGAAUUGCCACAUGUCUGUGCAGUGAACGAUGAAGGUAAACGUGAAUUCCUUGGUCAAGGGUAA